UAUAGUUUCAGUUCGUGCAUUGAACCAGAUAUAGCUUCUUUCAUUGGAGUGAAUAUAUUUAAAAUGCUAAAGCAUCGUGGUGCUUGUCUGCAUCUUGUUCAGAUCAUCUUGAUAAAUUUAAUAGAUGUAGAUCCUGCUCACACUGUCAUUAGUCUAUGGUAUUUUGAUGGAUCCUAUUAUUAUCCUCUGGAGAAUUCAAGAAAUGAGGAAUCCCAGAAAGUUACAGGUCCGUUUCAAUUCCAACCCAAUGGCGGCCUGUCACCCUUCAAGCAGACAAAUGGCGGGAAAAGAGUUUAUUUGCCCAGAUCUCAACCUGUGGAUCCUCCAAAUUUUAAUCAAUCAACACUAGUAGGAGUGGCUGGACCUUUCGAGCCAACCAAAAAUGGAGGGAUGGCUCCUGUAUUGCAAAAAGAAUCAGAAAAGGUUCAGACAAGAAUGGGUACCAUUUCGGUAGAAAACCCAAAAGGACCUUUUGAACAAAGCAAGAAUGGAGUGGUGGCUCCUGUGUUGCCAAAUCAAUCAAACACACCGCAGCAAAGUGUCCAUGGUGGUCCAUGAUGUACUGGUCCGUGGUGCAGUGGGGAGGUUGACAGUAAGAAUAGAUACGAAGAGGGGUAUAAUUAUUUGAAAUAAACUUGCACAUAAGAAUAAAUUAGAAAAUUCCUUUA
Messenger RNA from Eurytemora carolleeae, 668 nucleotides. RefSeq lists its product as uncharacterized. The transcript is spliced from 11 exons. The coding region runs from base 64 to 558 and encodes 164 amino acids. Lineage: Eukaryota; Metazoa; Arthropoda; Copepoda; Calanoida; Temoridae. The record is from RefSeq and is a predicted model, not a curated record.